UGCAAAUGAAUAUAAAGACAAUCUAUUUCGAAAAUUUUUUAAACCGUGUCUAAAGGAAUCUAGAGGAAUCAUGAACAGCUCCUUGAAUGAGAAUAAUAACAAACAUAAGGAUCUCGAGCACGAAAUUGUGGAAGAUUUUAGGAGAAAACCUGAAAAAAGGAAGUCUCCUUUUUUGCAAUAUACGGCUGCUGUGACUGCUUGCUUAACAGCAGCAGGAUUAGGCUGCAAUAUAUCCUGGACAAGUCCAGCAAUUCCUCACCUGAUCAGCUACAAAUCAGAAUUUGCUGUGACUAUAAAUCAAAGUACCUGGAUUGCAUCCUUAAAUAGUGUUGGCAUGGUAAUUGGAUAUCUUUUGAUCCCUUUAAUAAUGAGGCUUCUGAAUCCAAAAAAUACAUUAUUAUUACUCACGAUACCACAACUCACAUCUUGCAUUCUCAUAAUUCUUGGAAGAAAUUACAUUACACUUGUCAUUGGAAGAAUCAUAGGAGGCAUCGGUUAUGGUUCUGGAUUAUGCGCCGCUUCUGUCUACGUGGGAGAAAUUGGAGAUAAAAAUACGAGAGCAUCAUUUUUGGUGCUAAUUAAAUUGGGAAUUAAUUCAGGACCGAAUAUGUAA
Messenger RNA from Belonocnema kinseyi, 613 nucleotides. RefSeq names its product solute carrier family 2, facilitated glucose transporter member 8-like. Bases 71 to 613 code for a protein of 180 amino acids. NCBI's taxonomy places the organism in Eukaryota, Metazoa, Arthropoda, Insecta, Hymenoptera, Cynipidae. The record is from RefSeq and is a predicted model, not a curated record. Gene Ontology annotation, biological process: transmembrane transport. Gene Ontology annotation, cellular component: membrane. The transcript has 3 exons. Gene Ontology annotation, molecular function: transmembrane transporter activity.